CAGACACCAAGCCAUGCAAUGCAAAUCAGCCCAACAACGGUGCAGUCAGCCUGACACGUGGUCAUGGAAAGCAGCAACAUAUCCAAGACCGUCGCGCCAGCCUGAUUCUUGAUAAGUUUUUACUAUGAUGCAGCCCGUUCUUCAAGUCUGACAACGACCUUCUUUCUUGUUCAACUUAUCUUCAUACCACCUGACCAUGGCUGAGCCCGUUGGUAUCACCGGCACUGCUGCAGGACUCGUCUCGCUGGGACUGCAGCUCUAUGGCGAGAUUUCGAAAUACCUCAGCGCUGUCAAGGGCAGGCAGAAAGACCUCGACCGCGCGAGGAGACAUCACCAAACCUUGCAGAUGUGCGUAGACGCCAUUGCCGCCGCGACGUCUUCAUCGAGGGGAAACAAUGCGCAGACAGACGCCGCCCUGAGCGCAUGCGUCCUGUCCUGCGAGAGCGAGUUGAGGGCAUUGGAGGCUCUGGUCGCUCGUUUGCAGGGACCUUCGACCCCGGCUGAUGGCGUGCUAUCGGCCAAGCUCAGAGAAAAGGGGAGGCAGUACGCCUUCCCGUUCCACCGGGAGAGCAUUAUCGAGCUCGAGAGGACGUUGGAGUCUACGAACGGGGUUUUGCAGACGGCGUUGCAAACCCUUGGCUUAGAUGCGGUCUCAAGCAUCAGGUCAGAUCUUGAACUUGUUCAGAUCACUCAAGAAGACAUCCGCACCAAUGUCAGCAGCAUGGCACAGUCCGUCAACGAUGUGUUUACCACUGUCAGUCGGAUAGAACAAAUCGGCCCUAGCAUCAACGCCCAGGUAAUAGCCAGCACGUCAGCAAUGAUGGUUCAGCAGUCCGAGCCCUGGUCACGAACAACGGAAAUCUCAACAAGAACCGAAGAGAACACAAAAGAAAUCCUGCAGGAAUUUUCCCUCUUUCGUAAUCAACAGAACAGGUUCGAAGAGAUUCUGACGGAAAUGGCGAGGGGAUCCGCCAACCACAGAGCUCGAGAUGUCGAAACCGCAAGGCUGAUUGCCAAACCUGCUGACCUCAAGACCAUGUGCGACGCCAUCCUCCAACCUCAAGCGCAAAUCGAACGCAUUGCGACAUCGGGUAUCCCUAUCAUGAAUGACAGGCUCUGCCCUUGUGUCAGGCGUCGGUCAUUGCAGCGCGCGGAAAGUACUUGGGGCCCGAUAUUCUAUACUAAACUGCGGAGAUUGACCAUGCACCACCUGCCUGGAUGUCCUUGGCAGACUCUUACACCUACGGAAUGCCAGCAAAUUCGAGCUUUUGGAUUCAGAAUUUAUAAGAUAGGGUCCCUGUUGGAGGAUGCCAUUCGGUUAUCAUGCUCUCUUAGCUUCGGGGCUGGGGGGUUAAGUAUCAACCAUGGCAUUGAUCGGAUUGCAACAGUCAGUGACGAUCGUUCUCCCGUAUUCAAAAUCCAGGAAAUUAUUGUCAAUUGCCUCGAGAAAAAGAUUUUGGACUUCAGAGAGAAGAAAAAGUUCGCCGAGGAGUGCUUCAAAAGCAUACUCUGGUGUUAUUCCGAGAAACUUGCUUGCCCGUCUGACGUAGAUGGGGAUGGCGCAACCUUGGCUAUGAGACUAAUGCAUAACAUCGUUCCUGGCUUACCUGGCAAUGAAUUCUUUUCAGAAUGGAUAGAGAUAGUAGCCAUGGUGGCAUUACGCUUAAUGCAAGUGAAUGUACCCUUGGCGGGAGACGCCUCUGCGCUCGAGUGAGAUUUCCGAUUCUUUUUCCCCCUCCGGUUAAUUUUUAAUUAGUAAACAAACAGCUUAUUUCUCCUCCCUACUAACUUACUCAGAUUUAUACACUGGAUCGUUUUACUUGAUACUCC
Colletotrichum navitas is the source of this 1830-nucleotide messenger RNA. RefSeq lists its product as uncharacterized. The record is from RefSeq and is a predicted model, not a curated record. Bases 197 to 1714 code for a protein of 505 amino acids. NCBI's taxonomy places the organism in Eukaryota, Fungi, Ascomycota, Sordariomycetes, Glomerellales, Glomerellaceae. The transcript has 3 exons.